ACACACGGCACAAGAUGGCCGGGGAAGCAGCCGCUGCCGCCGCCCGGCUCCCGAGCGCUUUCCUCGCCGCUCGGAACGGGGGGGUCCGACGGGCGCUCCGGGUGCCGGGCUCGGCGGCCACGUUGGGCCCGGCGCUGAGGGGGCUCUGGGGGCGACGGAGCGCGGCCAGGAGAGCUGCCGAAGGGCUGCGACGGGCGAAGGGCAAUGGCGCCGGGCUGCCGAGCCCUGCCCGAACCUCGCCCUCGGCGGGCGGGCGCGGAGCCGUCCCCCGGGCGCCGGCAGGGCGAGGAGGGCAGCGGCGUCCCGUCCUCGGGGCCCUCGUCGGCUGGCAGCGGGCUGCAGUCGCCGGUAGAAUUCCAUGAACAAUACCUUAUUUCCUGAAUGGCUUCCAGAAGAAUCGUUGGUACUUAUAUUCUUAGAGGCUAUUAAUGGAUACGGAGGACUCAGAUGGCUGGUCAAGUGAAAAGCCUUGAUCAGAAUUCAGAGCUGUGUGUACCAGAUGUGUUGAGGAAAUGAUUUACUGUAAGCAAAAUAACUGCUCUUGGUUGAAGCACUGUAAAUACCUGGGCACAGGACUUCAAAGCAAGCAGACAUCCCUGACCCCCUCUUAUUAUUUAAGAAUAAAAAGAUGAUGAGAAAUAAGGACAAAAGCCAAGGAGAGGAGGGUUCAGUCCACAGCAAUGCAUCGAGUCACUCGGCAUCCGAAGAAGCCUCUGGCUCUGACUCUGCAAGCCAGUCUGAGAGCGAGCAGGGCAGCGAGCAGGGCAGCGAGUCUAACAGCAGCUCCGAGUCCUCUGAAAGUCAGUCUGAAUCCGAAAGUGAAUCAACGGGUUCGAAAUCCCAGCAGACCCCUCCUGAAACCAAAGAAAAACCAGCCUCUAAGAAGGAAAGGAUAGCAGAUGUUAAAAAGAUGUGGGAAGAAUAUCCUGAUGUUUAUGGGGUUAGGAGGUCAAACCGAAGCAGACAAGAACCGUCGAGAUUUAAUAUAAAAGAUGAGGCAAGUAGCGAAUCUGAAAACGAGAGCCCAAAAAGAAGAGGCCAGAAGCAAGUGAAAAGAAAAAAAAAGUGGAAAAGAGAGAUUUCUGGUGAAGAAGAGGAUGAAGAUGGAGGGGAUCAAGGCACAAGUGCAGAGAGCGAGCCUGAACCGAAGAGAAUUAAAGCAAAAAGGCCAGUCCAAAGGAGAACAAUGGCCAAAACCAGUGUUAAAAAACCUCCCAAACUCCAGCGUGGGAAGAAGAGAAAGAGACAGGUGUCAUCUGAGGAUGACGACGACGAUGAAGAUGGUGAAACUCCUAAGAGACAAACUCGACGGAGAGCAGCCAAAAAUGUCAGUUACAAGGAAGAUGACGAUUUUGAGACGGAUUCUGAUGACCUGAUAGAGAUGACUGGGGAAGGGGCUGACGAACAUGAAGACAACAGUGAAACUAUUGAAAAAGUCUUGGACAUCAGGCUUGGAAAAAAAGGAGCCACUGGUGCUUCCACCACAGUGUAUGCAACUGAAGCCAAUGGCAACCCCAGUGCUGACUUUGACCCCGAAAAGGAUGAGGGAGAGGUUCAUUACCUGAUCAAGUGGAAAGGCUGGUCGUACAUCCACAGCACGUGGGAGAGUGAGGAGUCCCUGCAACAGCAGAAAGUGAAGGGCCUGAAAAAACUAGAAAACUUCAAGAAAAAGGAGGAGGAGAUCAAGCAAUGGCUGGCCAAAGUAUCGCCUGAAGAUGUGGAAUAUUUCAACUGCCAACAGGAGCUGGCUUCAGAGCUGAACAAACAGUAUCAAAUCGUGGAGAGAGUAAUUGCUGUGAAGACCAGCAAGUCUGCGGCGGGGCAUGCUGACUUCCCAGCAAACAGUCGCAAAACGUCCUCGAAUGACCCCGAAUACCUGUGCAAGUGGAUGGGACUGCCCUAUGCAGAGUGCAGCUGGGAAGAUGAAGCUCUGAUAAGCAAGAAAUUUCAGCACUGCAUUGACAGCUUCAACAACCGUAACAACUCCAAGACAAUUCCUACCCGGGACUGCAAGGUAUUGAAGCAGAGACCAAGAUUUGUUGCCUUGAAGAAACAGCCUUCUUAUAUUGGCAGUGAGAACUUGGAGCUGCGAGAUUACCAGCUGGAAGGCCUCAACUGGCUCGCUCACUCGUGGUGCAAGAACAACAGUGUGAUCCUGGCUGAUGAAAUGGGCCUGGGGAAGACGAUUCAGACAAUCUCAUUCCUGUCGUACCUCUUCCACCAGCACCAGCUGUACGGUCCUUUCCUGGUGGUGGUUCCUCUGUCGACUCUCACCUCGUGGCAGAGAGAGUUUGAAGUGUGGGCACCUGAGAUCAACGUGGUGGUUUACAUCGGUGACCUCAUGAGCAGGAACAUGAUACGUGAAUAUGAGUGGAUCCACUCUCAGUCUAAAAGGUUGAAAUUCAACGCACUUAUCACAACAUAUGAGAUCCUCCUCAAAGACAAGGCUGUUUUGGGAAGUAUUAGCUGGGCCUUUCUAGGCGUGGAUGAAGCCCAUCGUUUGAAAAAUGAUGACUCUUUGCUGUACAAAACAUUGAUUGACUUCAAGUCCAACCACAGGCUGCUGAUCACUGGCACUCCGCUUCAAAAUUCUCUCAAAGAGCUCUGGUCCCUGCUGCAUUUCAUCAUGCCUGAGAAGUUUGAGUUCUGGGAGGAUUUUGAAGAAGAUCAUGGGAAAGGUAGAGAGAAUGGCUACCAGAGCCUUCACAAAGUCCUGGAGCCGUUUCUCCUACGCAGAGUGAAGAAGGAUGUGGAGAAAUCUUUGCCAGCCAAAGUGGAGCAGAUCCUCCGUGUGGAAAUGUCUGCUUUGCAGAAGCAGUAUUACAAGUGGAUUUUGACAAGAAACUACAAGGCUCUUUCAAAGGGAACAAGAGGAAGCACAUCUGGUUUCCUAAACAUCGUGAUGGAGUUGAAGAAGUGCUGCAACCACUGCUACCUUAUCAAGCCUCCUGAGGAAAACGAGAGAGAGAAUGGCAUUGAGACCCUGCAGUCUCUGAUCAGGAGCAGUGGAAAGCUAAUCCUCUUGGACAAGCUGCUGACCAGGCUGCGGGACAGAGGCAACAGAGUCCUGAUCUUCUCCCAGAUGGUGAGGAUGCUGGACAUCUUGGCGGAGUACCUGACUAUCAAACACUAUCCUUUCCAGCGCUUGGACGGCUCAAUCAAAGGGGAGAUCCGAAAGCAGGCGCUGGACCACUUCAACGCCGACGGCUCUGAGGACUUCUGUUUCUUACUGUCAACACGAGCUGGAGGGCUGGGAAUUAAUUUGGCCUCUGCUGAUACUGUUGUUAUCUUUGAUUCGGACUGGAACCCCCAGAAUGAUCUUCAGGCUCAGGCUCGGGCUCACCGCAUUGGGCAAAAGAAGCAGGUGAAUAUUUACCGCCUGGUCACAAAGGGUACAGUUGAGGAGGAGAUCAUUGAGAGGGCCAAGAAGAAAAUGGUGCUGGAUCAUUUGGUGAUCCAGCGUAUGGACACCACCGGACGGACUGUUCUGGACAACAACUCUGGGCGAUCCAAUUCAAAUCCUUUCAACAAAGAAGAGCUGACAGCUAUUCUGAAGUUUGGAGCUGAAGAUCUCUUUAAGGAGCUUGAAGGGGAAGAGUCAGAGCCUCAGGAGAUGGACAUUGAUGAAAUUCUGCGUUUGGCUGAAACACGGGAGAAUGAAGUGUCCACCAGUGCCACCGAUGAGCUGCUCUCACAGUUCAAGGUGGCUAACUUUGCAACCAUGGAGGAGGAAGAGACAGAGCUGGACGAGCGGCCCCAGAAGGACUGGGACGAUAUCAUUCCAGAGGAGCAGAGGAAAAAAGUGGAGGAGGAAGAAAGGCAGAAGGAACUGGAGGAAAUCUACAUGCUGCCUCGCAUCCGGAGCUCGACGAAAAAGGCUCAAACGAAUGACAGUGAAUCGGAUGCAGAGACUAAGAGAAGGCUUCAGAGAUCAUCGGGGUCAGAAAGUGAGACUGAUGAUACCGAUGAUGAGAAGAGACCAAAGCGCCGUGGACGUCCCCGGAGUGUUAGAAAAGAUACUGUGGAAGGAUUUACUGAUGCUGAAAUCCGGAGGUUUAUCAAGGCUUACAAGAAGUUUGGACUGCCUCUUGAGCGGCUGGAGUGCAUUGCCAGGGAUGCUGAGCUGGUGGAUAAGUCUGUGGCUGAUCUGAAGCGUUUAGGGGAACUCAUCCACAACAGCUGUGUGUCAGCAAUGCAGGAAUACGAGGAGCAGCUGAAAGAAAACCCAGGUGAAACAGGGAAAGGACCUGGGAAAAGAAGAGGUCCUACCAUCAAGAUCUCUGGUGUCCAAGUGAACGUGAAAUCCAUCAUCCAGCAUGAAGAGGAGUUUGAGAUGCUGCAUAAAUCCAUCCCUGCAGACCCAGAGGAAAGGAAGAAGUACCGCCUGACGUGCCGUGUCAAAGCUGCCCAUUUUGAUGUAGACUGGGGAGUGGAGGAGGAUUCUCGCUUGUUAGUGGGGAUUUACGAGCACGGUUAUGGAAACUGGGAGCUAAUUAAAACAGAUCCGGAAUUGAAGUUAUCUGAUAAGAUCCUACCUGUUGAGACAGAUAAGAAACCUCAGGGAAAACAGCUCCAGACCCGAGUUGAUUAUCUACUGAAAUUGCUGAAGAAGGAUCUGGAGAAGAAAGAAAACAUGAAAGAUGGGGAAGAGGGCAAGCUAAAGAAGAGGAAACCACGAGUAAAGAAAGAGAACAAGGCUCCCAAAGUCAAAGAUGAGCAUGGGAAUGAACUCUCCCCUCCUCGGCACUCAGACAACCAGUCAGAAGAAGGUGAAGUCAAGGAUGAUGGCUUGGACAAGAGCCCAGUGAAAAAGAAACAGAAGAAGAAAGAGAACAAAGAGAACAAGGAGAAACAGACAAGCUCUAAGAAAGAAAAGGAAAGUGAUAAAGAGAAAAAGAAGACAAAAGAAAAGAAAGAGAAGCCUAAAGGUGGUGAAGCCAAAUCUGGAAGUAAAGGGAAGAGAUCACAAGGUCCCGUCCACAUUACAGCGGGGAGUGAACCAGUCCCUAUUGGAGAAGAUGAGGAUGAUGAUUUGGACCAAGAAACAUUCAGCAUAUGCAAGGAAAGGAUGAGACCAGUGAAAAAAGCACUGAAGCAACUUGAUAAGCCUGAUAAGGGACUGACGGUUCAAGAACAGCUGGAGCACACACGCAACUGCCUCCUGAAAAUUGGGGACCGCAUCUCUGAGUGCCUUAAAGCCUACACUGACCAGGAUCUUAUCAAGCUGUGGAGAAGGAACCUAUGGAUAUUUGUGUCAAAGUUCACAGAAUUUGAUGCCAGAAAACUGCACAAACUCUACAAGAUGGCUCAUAAGAAAAGAUCGCAGGAAGAGGAGGAGCAGAAAAAGAAGGAGGACAUGGCCAGCAUGCCCAGCAUGAAGAAGCCGUUCCGCCCAGAGCCUUCGGGCUCCAGCCGUGAUCCUGCCAUGUCCCAGUCUCACGUGCCUCACAAUCCUCAUUCCCAGAAGCUCCACAUGCCCCCUUCCCAUGCCCAGCAGCAGAUGCACGGGCACCCACGUGAAAGCUACGGCCAUCCCCCCAAGAGACACUUCAGCAACACAGACCGAGGAGAGUGGCAGCGAGAUCGAAAGUUCAGCUAUAGUGGCAACAGCAACCAGAUGUGGGGUGGGGAGCGGCACCACCAAUACGAGCAGCACUGGUACAAGGACCACCACUACGGGGACCGGCGAUCUCGUGGAGACCCCCACCGGAGCUCUGGGAACUACAGACCAAAUAACCUCUCCCGCAAGAGGCCGUACGAACAGUACAGCAGUGACCGCGACCACAGAGGCCACCGGGAUUAUUACGACAGGCACCACCACGACUCCAAGCGCCGACGAUCCGAUGAGUUCAGGCCUCAGAAUUACCACCAGCAGGAUUUCCGACGCAUGUCUGAUCACAGGCCGCCCAUGGGAUACCAUGGCCAGGGACCUUCGGACCACUACAGGUCCUUCCACACAGACAAACCGGGAGACUACAAACAGCCCCUUCCUCCACCUCACCCUUCCGUGUCGGACCCUCGCUCGCCCCCCUCUCAGAAAUCUCCUCAUGAUUCCAAGUCGCCUCUCGAUCACAGGUCACCUCUGGAUAGGUCGCUAGAACAGAAAAACAACCCAGACUAUAACUGGAACAUUAGGAAAACGUAAAGCGACUGAGAAGGGGGGGGGGAAACAUGUCUUGAAAGACUUGGAUGCAACAACCAGAAACUCUGAACAUGCUGCUAUCAUCUUGCUGGGUCAAGGAGGAUUUUGGAGGAGCAGGUGGAGGAAGACUCAGUUCUAAUUUGGGUUCCCAUUUUGUUUCCCCCCCUUUCUCUCGUUGAACAUUGGAACCAGACUUGCCUCGUUCUUUUUCUUUGGUUUAUUUUCCCCAAUCCAACGGACACGUGGAGAAUUUUCCUCAGCCACAGUGUUUCCCCAAAACCGAGAAGGCGGAUCAAUGCUGCUUAGGAUUGUGCCAGAAGGCUGUGUGCCUGCUCGGUCUUGAUGUUACAUGACAGAUGCUGCUCUGGGAUUGGGGAUAAACUGGUUGGGCUGGGCUUUGUGUGUAACCAGCAUAGGUCAAUGGAUGGUAUAUUCCAGGAGGGACAGGAGAGUCCCUCAGCAGCCAAGCUGUUGUUGUCACAAGGGCUUGGUUGAAAGAGGGACUCUGUGUCCCUACAGUGACUCCAAAGGAGUUGGAUCUAUGCUGGUGACAAUCCAUCACUUUUCUGGACUCGUUAUCAUUUCUCGUGUCUUUAUCCAUUUCAAGAAACUGGCUCUGCUCUGACUGCCAUUGUGUCCCCUGCCGCAGAAGAGCAGAGGGGGAUCCAGGGCUGGAACCAGCAAAUCUUGACUCUGGGAGACUCUGGGAUAUGUGAAAAUAGGCAGACUUCUGUAGCAAAGGCUUACUUCACUUCUAACAGGUAGGAAAGAAACUAGGGAGAGCAGUAUUUCCCUGUGGACAGGGCGCAGGAAUUCAGAACAAGACCCCUCUUCUCUCCUGACACGGGCAGCUUGGAUGUCCAGGAAUCAACACAGGUGCUGGCUGGGAGCUGUGAGUUACCAGGACAAGAGAUGGCUCUUGGCAUCUGGGGACCCCGAAGCUCCUAAUUCUGGGCAAGUCAUUUCUCUCUGUGCUUCACAAAAUGGCGAUCACAAACCUUUGCUACAACCAAAAGAUAAGAAGUGACAGCACAGAGCUGAAUGGCAGUGCUGUGGGCUGAUCUCUGCCUGGGAGUGGUCACACCUGUCACCUUUCUGCAGUUGGAGAUGUGCCUGUGGGCUUAGCACUUAAGUGAGGAGGAAGAAAAUGAGGAAUUCAGGACUUGGUACUUAAAAAUGCCUGGUGCAAAGGUCUUAGAGGCCCAGCGUGGCAGAGGGACAAGAGGGGUUUGCAGCCCAGCUCAGCGGGCUUCAGAUCAAACAUUCCUCCAAGUGUUGGGGUCAUUGCAAAUGACACAGAACAGUGUCCAGCCAGCGGUGCGGGGAGUGCCUCUGCACAGGUUGCUGGUCAGAAGUCAGCAUGGUCUUUGUCAGUAGGACUGCAUCCCUGCAAAGAGCAAAGCUCUCCCAACAGCCAGGCUGCCCAGAGUCUGCUGUCCGCGGAUGCUUCGUCUCCUAGAGUUCAGUAUUAAAGAUCGGGCCGUUCCAGGCUGCUCUUCUUGGUGGGGGGGGCAGAAGUUGAGGCUCUCUUAAGAUGCCAGUAUAUGACCUUAAUAAGCUGUGAUGUCCUUUCCCUGAUCGUCCGAGGGGUGCUGAGGGCUGGCCUUCCUGCUUCCAGGCGCUUUGGGAAGCGCACACGAAUCAACACUAACAACCCCCACGUCUCCCCUCUGCGCGGUGCCGGAGGCGUUGAGGCAACGCGUUACCGCUGCCUUUCUCACUAAGCUGUGAUUGCACUUGCUGUGGUAUUCAACAAAGAGGUCCUUUCUUUUCAGAGGUAUUAGCUUGUAAAGUAAAAUGGGAAGAAACCCUCACAGGGGCAAAGAGAAAUCGCUCUUUUGGUUCACAUUCACACAGUGGUGCUAUCGGGAUGGAAAGUUCGUGCCAUACAAGUCGUAGCAAGAGGCAGUACUGGCCAGACCAGUGUUACGGUUGGUGCAGGAUACAAACUCCAGCAAGAGGCACUUCUGUGCCCAUGCACGAGGGGUUCUGCUUGUCCCACGUUCCAAGCGUGAGGUGGUUUGGGGUUUCUUUCUUGAAACCAGUGCAACAGUAAAAGCUUUGCCCGUAGCCGGCAAAGAGUGGUCCCCACUGUCACACUGGUUUGCCACUGAACAGUCACCUGGGUUUGCUCACUCACAAUGGAUGGCUCUUCACUGGACUGCACAUUCACGGGGCUGGAAAUCUGCAGGGAAAGUCUUCCCAGGUGCGCGUGCACACAUUUUAUCCCCUCAGAAUAGGGACCAGACACAGUCACUUGGUGUGAAUGGCGUUGGAGGGGACGGAUCCACAGCCAUCAGCAUCACUGCGGUGUCUGUGUCAGCAUCUGGUACAGCUCUUCCUUCUGAGCCAGCCGUGGGCUUUCCUCUCUCCUCUUCGCAGGAAAAAGUAGCAAUGUGUUGGGUUUGUUUGUUCAUUUGCGUUUGUUGGUUCAUUCCUCCCUUCAUUUGUUUGUCUCUUUAAGAACGUUUUUCAGCCUGAGCCCUUGGAAGUGCUGUGAGUUCAGUCCGUGGACGUCCUGCAGAGCAGACAGGCGGUGCCCAACCGAGGCGGCUCUCUGAGGUCCCUCAGUGAACAGUUUAAGUGACCCCCACACAAACACUUCUCUGCUUUCACUCAUGUCCUCCCCACCUCCGCCUCCCUCCAGGGAGAGAAGGACUCUUACUGUAAAAGUCUUUUAAACCUGUUGACUAAAAGAACAGUAAUUAAUAUUAAUUUAUAUUUGUGGAAAAAAAAAAAAAAAUGCCACUGUCCUAGUGAUUUCUGAUGUAAAUAUGUUGUUUAUAUAGUAUGUAUUAAAUUUUCCUACAUUGUAAAACUGCUGUACUUUUGAUUCUUGUAUAUUAAAAAGUGUUCCUGAGGUUUUCA
Molecule: messenger RNA, 9010 nt
Organism: Gallus gallus (chicken)
Lineage: Eukaryota; Metazoa; Chordata; Aves; Galliformes; Phasianidae
Gene: CHD2
Product: chromodomain helicase DNA binding protein 2
Exons: 42
Coding region: 629-6145 (1838 amino acids)
Biological process (GO): nucleosome organization; regulation of transcription by RNA polymerase II
Cellular component (GO): chromatin; nucleus
Molecular function (GO): chromatin binding; ATP-dependent chromatin remodeler activity; DNA binding
Source: RefSeq, a predicted model, not a curated record